Messenger RNA from Psammomys obesus (fat sand rat), 4336 nucleotides. RefSeq names its product U3 small nucleolar RNA-associated protein 14 homolog B-like. The transcript is spliced from 2 exons. NCBI's taxonomy places the organism in Eukaryota, Metazoa, Chordata, Mammalia, Rodentia, Muridae. The record is from RefSeq and is a predicted model, not a curated record. Gene Ontology annotation, cellular component: nucleolus; small-subunit processome. The coding region runs from base 127 to 2466 and encodes 779 amino acids. Gene Ontology annotation, biological process: rRNA processing.
UCUAUUUUAGCCUCCUGAAUACUGAGCGAAGGAGGAACCAUUGCCAUCUGUGUAUAUAAAACUUGACAUCUCAAUAAAUAAGAUUCUCAGAAAAUAUCUAUGUCAGAGACAGUGGGCAGUAAAUAGAUGGAGCCAAAGAGGAGACCAGAUGCUUCAUGUGAGAGAAAGCAGGCUGCUACCAUGAACAUGACCAGGAAUGUCGAAAACCUUCUGCCUUUGAGCCAGCAGGAAGAGCUAGUGGAUUUGUCAAACAACUACCCAUUGAGUACAAGUGAAGAUGAGGGGGACAGUGAUGGAGAAAGAAAAUGUCAAAAGCUUCUGGAAGCAGUCUGUUCCCUUGGUGGAAAGAAUAGGUGGAAAUUGUCAGAGAGAUCUGAGGCUGGUCUGAUGGUGUCAGAGUUCAAUGUGACUACUGAAGGAUCAGGUGAAAAGCUGGUCCUUUCAGAUUUGCUUGGGUCUGCUACCGUAUUGUCUUCAUUGGCUCCUGUGAAAAAACAACUGCAUAGAGUCAAGUCAAAGACUUUGGUGAUACCAUUUAACAAAGAAGAGGCUGACCAGAUCCUCAGGGAAGCAGCAUUCAGUAAAACCUCACAAAUUCUUUCCAAGUGGGAUCCUGUCAUUCUGAAAAAUCAGCAAGCAGAGCAGCUGGUCUUUCCCAUGGAGAAGGAGCUGCCAAUUGUUGCUCCCAUUGAACACAUAAUCACUGGCUGGAAAGCAAGAACCCCCCUGGAGCAAGACAUUUUUAACCUCCUUCAUAAGAACAAGCAGCCAGUGACAGACCCUUUAUUGACUCCAGUGGAAAAAGCCUCCAUCAAAGCUAUGAGCCUGGAAGAAGCCAAGAUACGCCGAGCAGAGCUUCAGAGGACUAGAGCUCUGCAGUCCUACUAUGAGGCCAGAGCUCGAAGAGAGAAGAGAAUCAAAAGUAAAAAGUAUCACAAAAUUAUAAAGAAAAGAAAGGCCAAGAAAGCCUUAAAAGAGGCUGAACAGCUGUGGAAAGACUGCCCAAGUGCUGCAUUGCGAGACCUGGAAAAAUUAGAAAUGGCCAGAGUAAUGGAGAGGAUGAGCCUUAAGCACCAGGGUAAUGGGAAAUGGGCAAAGUCAAAGGCAAUUAUGGUUAGAUAUGACCCGGAGGCUUGCCAGGCUAUGCAAGAGCAAUUGGCUAAGAACAGAGAACUGACACAGAAACUCCAGGUAGUUUCAGAGGGUGAGGAAGAGGAAGGAUGUACAGAAGAGGGAGUAACCUCUGUCUCUAAUGAUGGAAUGAACGGCCUACAGAUGGAUGCAGCUAGUCUAAAUCCCUGGAUGCUUAGGAGUUGCAACAUCGAAGCAAAAAAGGGUGAGAUCAAUACAGACCCUGAACAGCAGUCUGAAGUGGUGGCCCCUGGGUCUUCUGAAAGUGAGGGAGAUGAAAGACCAGUGGCAGAAGAGCUUUUGUUGAAAGAAAGAUCCUUUCAAGAGAGAGUUGAUCCCAACAAUGCCAAGCCAAUGAAUGACCAAGAAAUGGAAGACUCUAGUAGCCUGGAGCUGUUAUCUGAGUCAAGGGUAUUGUUUCAGAAACUCAACAAGGAAAACCAUCAAUCUGAGGGGGAACAAGUAAGUUUUGUGGGAACUGUUGUCCAUAUCCGUAGAGGGGAUCUUGCCCCAGAGGAGUUCCUGGUACCUCAAAGGCUAGAGAGAGCACAUGUUCUGGAACAGGGAGAAUUGGGCAAAGAGGGACAUUAUCAAAAAAGGGGGCUUUUGAGACCUCUGUUAAAAGGAGAGUGGAAGGAGAGGAACCCACAUAGUAAAUCUGAUGCCUCUGGGAGGAAGAAAAAGAAGGAACAAAUGAUUGAUCUACAAAAUCUCCUAACUACUAGAUCUUCUGUGAAGUCAUUGGCAGUGCCCACAGUGGUGGAGUUGGAAGAUGAAGUGGAGACAGACCAAAAGCAGAUGAUAAAGGAAGCUUUUGCUGGGGAUGAUGUCAUACGAGAGUUCUUAAAAGAGAAAAGGGAAGCUGUAGAGGCCAGUAAACCAAAGGACUUGGAUCUGGCAUUGCCUGGAUGGGGUGAGUGGGUUGGUAUGGGCCUAAAGCCCAGUGCCAAGAAAAGACGCUGUUUUCUUAUGAAGGCUCGGGAAGGUCCUCCAAGAAAAGACAAGAAUUUGUCAAAUGUGAUUAUCAGUGAGAAGCGCAACAUCCAUGCAGCCGCCCAUCAGGUGCGAGUUGUUCCACACCCAUUUGCCCACCACCAGCAAUUUGAAAGGACUAUCCAGAACCCUAUUGGGUAUACAUGGAACACCCAAAGGGCCUUCCAAAAGCUGACACUUUGCAAGGUUGAUACCAAACUAGGCCAUAUCAUUAAUCCCUUAAAAGCAGAAAAUGUGGGCUACCGAUCGUCCUCAAAGUCUGACUUCUCUGUCCUAGAGAGCAAUCGGAAGCUGCUUUCUAGAAAGCAGCAAAAACAGCUGAAGGAAAGCUGUUCAGAUUGAGCUGCCAGGGGACUAUUAUCUUUGUUCCUGGGACUAGGAAACUCUAGUAUUUCUGAAGUUUUUGUCAUAGUUCUUCAGGGGCAUUUUCCAAAUUGACAGAACACUGUGUAGUUAAGCCACAUUGUAGAGAAUAAGGCAUUUUUUAUCUAGGAAAGAGCUUACAUUCCAUUUUGAGAUAUAUCAUUCAGAAAUGAUUCAUUCAUGGGAAAAAUGAAUACCAUAAGGUAGAGUACCUAUUACAGGGUUAGGGAGGGAUUAAGAGAGGGACAGAGAAAUUCAGGCUGGGAUUGGGCAGGGGAAGCAUGGGCAACAGAAUGCUCAGUUACUUUAGAUAUUAAAAAAGUUAAUAAGCUGGGCACGGUGGGUGGCUCGUGCCUGUAAUCCCAGCACUCAGGGAGGCAGAGGCAGGCAGGUCUCUGAGUUUGAGGCCAGCCUGAUCUACAAAGUGAGUCCAGGACAGUCUACACAGAGAAACCCUGUUUUGAAAAAAAAAAAAAAUAAAAAAAAAAACAAAAAAAAAAAAAAAAAAAAACAACAAUGAAAAAAAAAUAAGUUAAUAGGUCUUGAUGUAGUGGCUAUCAUAUUUAAUCCAGCAUUUUGAGAGGCUGAGGCAAAAGGAUUAUUUAUUUGAGGCUACAGAAUGAGAACUUGACUCAAAAACCAAAACAAACCCAAAGUAUUCUAGGAAGAGUUAAUGGCAGAUUGAACAAUUUAAAGACUUGGAGAAUAUAGACAGUGAGGGUAGAUGGAGAUGAAUAGUUUAAAGUGUGACAGAACUUGGAGUAUAGAAGUCAAUUGUAGAGGAUUUUAAAUUCUUUGCUGAGAAAUUUGGAAUUAUCUUUCUUUGGCAGUGUAGAGGAAUUAAGACGUGGAUAGCGAUUGGUGUGAUGACAUUUAUGUUAAAGUUGGUGCCAAGUUGGCGGUGUGCUUGCAGGGUGUAUUGUUGGGAGAGUUAAGGACCUCAGCUAUAGAAGUUAGAGUGAGCAUGGGCAAGAGGGCUGGAGAAUUAAGAAGAAAGGGAGUUUUACUGAAUUCCUUGAAGUCUUGAGCAGGGUUUUGAACCUGGGAAAAUUUUGCUAUUUUUACUUAUUCUUGGAAAUUGGAGUGAUAGUGGAAGAGUACUGCUUAUUGAAGUGGAAUGGGGAAUUGAGGUUUGGAAAUUUCUUGCAUAUUUUUUAAAAGUGAAGUUAGGCUGAGUAUGGUGGGACAUCUCUGCAAUCACAGCUCUUGGGAGCAGAAGGAUAGCUCUAAGUUCAAGGCCAGAAAGGUCUACAUAAUUCCAGUUCCAAGUAAGGACCUUAAAGGUAGAGGAGGGAUCUUCUAGGUAGGUGAUGGGUAGAUUGGGGAGUGAGGAAGUGGUAAAACUGGGUUUAGAACACUGACUCUCUGGGAAUAGACUCUCCAUGUUUGCAGUAAUUGGUGCUCAAGACUUCUUCAAGAAUAUGGCUUCCAGAGAAUCCAUCUGUGAAUCAUUGGUAGCAGAUUACUGUUAGGGCAAGUGACACUAGAAGGGAUUGUGUCCAGGGAACCAAUUCUGCAUCCUUUUGAACCAAUUCUGCUGAUCUUUUGAAGUUUUCUGUUUACUAACAAGUGAAAAACUACAUUGUGUAAAUUCAGUAUUCAGCUGUUUCUUGUCAAAUAGUUCACAAGCAAUUACCAUGUUAAUAGAUGCUUGAAAUAUUUUUAGUGGCUAUAUAAUAAUCUAGUGAAUGACAUGUCAUAGUGUAUUUGACAUUUCCCAGUUACUGUGUAUUUGCUUAUUUACUUUUGAAAGGCUGUUACAAAUGACUUAUUAAAGAUUCCUAGGAGUAAAGCAUUGGGUAAAGGCUAUGAAAAAGUUAAAUGCUCUUAAUAAAAGUUGCAAACUUGC